UUUCCCUGUCAUAAUACACUCAUGUAUUACCUCGUCGAGGAUCGAUUGCUUUUUCUUUCAGUUAACAGUACCAGCACGAAACCCCCAUGAAAACAGAGCCAAAUAUAGAAUAUCGCUCCUUUCCGAAUCGAUGUAACCAUUUUACGAAUGCUACUCAUUCCCUCAUGUCAGUCAGUCAAAGUCAAAAUCAGACAAAACUGGUAUUCAUACUAAAAAAUCCAAAUUUAAAACAAUUUUAUGUUUGAUUUUGUAAAAAUAAUAAGGACGUUCAUUGUUAAAUUAAAAUUAUUGUGUUAAAAUUAAUUCCUACUCAAAAUGGAGAAAACUCCGUCCAAAUGUGUUGAACCCAAAGCGCUCCGGCGAACAGUUCAAUUAGAGAACCUUGCAAAUCGCGAGGGAUGGCGUCCGAUGAUUCACAGCCCUACAGGAUCCAAAUAUGUUGGAUAUUGGCAUCAAAAUGAUAAACACGGUGUGGGUGAAUACAUAUCUCGUAAAGAUUGGAUGUUUUCCGGAUAUUUCGACCACAAUCAACCCUUUAAAUAUGGCGUUUCUGCGUUUGGGAAAGGUCGCAAUAUGUAUGACAUCCAAUACCGCGGAGAAUGGAAAGAUGGACACUUCCACGGCCAAGGCCACCUUCAUUUCCGAAAUGGGAGUAUUUUUAAAGGUACCUUCGAGUAUUCCAAACGCGAGGGCUAUGGUCAGAUGUGGUACACUAACGGUAGUUACUAUGAAGGAGACUGGGAGCAUGAUCUCCGCCACGGGAUGGGUUUCUUAGUAGAAAGAAGCGGUAAUCGUUAUGAAGGAUGCUUCUAUAAAGGGCGAAAACAUGGCCGCGGAGUGUAUUUCCUCCUGGCGACUGGGCAAUACAUGAAUGGCAUUUGGGAUAAGGACAUGUGCGUUUCCAGCAUCAUGGCGGAUAUUCCCUAUAGGCAAACAAGUUGCAUGCCAACAGAAUAUACAAUCAACGAAGUUAAACUGGAUAAUGAAGCGGGUCAAGUUGUAGACAUUGUAGAAACCACAUCAUUUAAAGUAGAAGACUGUACACCAUGCCAGAAUUCGCCCAUCAUAAACAACGACAGUAGCAAAGCUGGCAUGGCGGUGACUAUCAAUAACACAACGUCGAAAUUGAAAUAGUCUUAUCGCAUAGUUGCAUGUUUAGUGUAUAAAGUAAGAGUAAAACAAAUUACAGAAAAUAAUGUCAUUUGGGGUUUCACACGCUGUCACAACAUAAACAUACGGUUGUAAAACGAGCAUGAUAUGCAAUGGAAUAAUUAAAAUUUAACAUAAUAGGAA
Messenger RNA from Dalotia coriaria, 1293 nucleotides. RefSeq names its product MORN repeat-containing protein 3-like. The coding region runs from base 316 to 1134 and encodes 272 amino acids. NCBI's taxonomy places the organism in Eukaryota, Metazoa, Arthropoda, Insecta, Coleoptera, Staphylinidae. The record is from RefSeq and is a predicted model, not a curated record. The transcript is spliced from 2 exons.